CUCCACCUUCCCAAGCAAACACACGGAAUCAAACCGACGACUCCGAUCGCUAUACCAAUACCGUAAUCAAUCUCGUGCCACGACGAYCUAUUCCCUAUCCCCAGGAUGAGGAUGAAGAAUAAGAAGAAAAGCAGGMCCUCGAAGAAGGACAGGCACCUGGUCAAAGACGCAAUCACCAAUCUUUCCCAGAUGAGAACCAACCUCAGCCAGGCCCCCAGCCKCGAUGAAGAGAUGGACGCCCUCAUCCAGAGGGASGGCGUAGACAGCAACCAUGCAGCAACUUCAACCGGUGGUGGUGCACUGUGGAAGGUUCUUGCAUUCGUCAUGUUUGGACUCGUGGUUCUGCUUGCCACGGACGUGAUCGAGUUCAAAAAGUACACCAAUCCAUUCGGRAACGACUCCAAGCUCAGCAGCAACCCGUCGGCCGAGGCCGAGACGGCUCACGAAAUUCUCAACGGUUCCGUGGAGCAAAAGCCCUCGGUUUCCGAGGMGUUGCAGAAGGCGAAGGCUACCCAGGCGCCAACCAAAACCRYCUGGAUCGAGAUAACCCCUCCGCCGACCGMRUCCCCCACGAUCAAGGCGACCCCUCCGCCGACCGMAUCYCCCACAAUCAAGGCGACCCCUCYGCCGACUCUGCCCCCUACGGAGAAGCCCACCAUGCCUCCAACGGAAAAUCCCACAGCAAAAGCAACCCCUGCCGCUACGAAAGCAAAGAUCGAAGAACCAAAACCCAAAGCGGAUUCUACACCGGCGCCCGAACCGACAGCAGCAGAAUCGACCAAUCAGCGGCACACGUACAAACCGCGGGGUCAGCCCAUGAGCGACGAGGACCGGGCGGCGAUGGARAGCAAGUGGGGGAAAUGGACACUCGAGRCGGACAMAAAGGCUCGGCCCAUGGAUGAUUACUACGCYGCGUACCCCAACCGCGACGUGCCCCGAAGCGCCUUUCCCGCCAACGCCUGGCAAACCGACACMGAGUGGCUGAGCAAGUUCCUGCCCGAGGGCAUCAAACUCGUCGAUCGCGCAAUCAACGCGAUCCUGGAGGAAUACGGCCAGCCCACAGACGGAACCUCGGAUCUCUUUCACUUGGAAAAAUACGAGGCAUGGAAUGCCAAGAUGGAGAAGGAGCACUGCAAGAAGCAGGUCGGUUGCACCACCACAAAGAGCUUCGAAAACCUCAAGCGCAGGCUCUUGCACGCCAUCAUGACCGAGGACAUGUUCGUCUUUGCCAUGGGGGGCCACAGCAGUGCCGCCGGACACGGAAACCAUUUUGUGCAGAGCUACACUCUGCAGGUACAAUGGAUCCUGGAAGGGGUGUUCUCGCGGCUGGGUGUCCGGCACCAAUCUAGAAAUUUUGGACUCGGUGGACUGGGAACGACACAGAGCGGAAUUGCUACGAAGCAGAUCUUCGGGCACGACAUCGACAUGCUCAUGUGGGAUUCGGGAAUGACCGAGAGAGAAGAAAAGGCCAAGGACAUGUUCUUCCGGCAAGGUAUUCUAGGGCCCGGGAAAGUUCCAAUGAUUGUGGCCGCUCCCGAGGUCAGCUCGCUGCUGGUCCUAAACGAACACAUYGAUGCCGAUGUGCUCAUGAUCGGCGACCAGAGCGCGAUGAAAAAGGCCGAAACACUGGAAGAAGUCGCAGCAAUGCCAUGGGCCUCGCAAUACGUUCGCUGCGGAAACGAGAUCUCCGACAUCUGCCGCGACAACGAAUACGCCGGUGUGUGCUGGAUCGAGCGCGACGAUUUCACGCCGGCGCAAGCACAAGACAAGGUAAUGGGCGGUCGGGCGAAGUGGCAUCCCGGCAACAGAAAGCACCAGGUCAUUGGCCGSGCGAUCGCCUUUGCAAUCCUGGAAGCCCUCAGGGAGGCCCUGGUAAYGUGGAACGAUGCGAACGGAUACGAGCUUCCGGACGAUGCGUGGCACCUGACCCCGCUCUUUGAGAACACCCGUUCCAAGCUCGAAAACCUGGAUCCGAGCAUCGGGAGCUGCAAAGAGUAYUCGGAAUUGUCCACGKUUAUGUGCAACAAGGCCGUCAAAGCCCGUCUCGAGUUCACUCCCAGGAGUUACCCCGAUCACACAAACAUUCGUACGUUGCUGCCACCGAGCCAGGCCGAGCACAUCAAYCCUCCACCGCCGGUUCUGUACUCGGCCCCAGACGUCUUCAACAAGGAUCUUCAUCCACCCGCUGGUGCCGUAGACGUCCUGAACAUCAUCGAGGCCGGUACUCCCUUCACGUCGAAUCUCGUUCCGGACUACACAAAGUUCUAUCCAAAGCCAAAGUUCGAGAAGGCACCAACCCUUCCCGUAGGCAAGGGCUACCACCURAACACCUAUGCUGGCGUUUGCGAUGGUUCGGUAGAUUCCUGGUGCAGGAGGAACGAGGGCGAAAAGUGUCUCCUUUCCGGACAYAACGAUGGGAGAAAUGGAAUACAUAUGGAUUCAUACUGYGGAUGGUUCGUAACAAACCUACCGGAUGUCAAGGUAAGUCUGGGGUAGUUUCAUAUCCAUCGAAAGGGUACAAAACCAAUUUUUCCUUUGUGUUCGUGUUUUUGUUGGAGCGUCUUUUUGGAGGCAGGCGCAGAGCAUCUCACACCAUCUUGCAUGGUYUGUGCAUAUCUUUUGUAUACAAUUCUUGUCCGCAGCACGGSUUCAUUSUGCUGAAGAUUGAGACGUGGCAUCAGCCGAAAAGCAAUCCCAAAACRGCAUCCUGGAACUCGAUCAACAACGAAGGCGACGGGGACACCCGAAAGCUGUCCGCGGAACGCGACGGACGCUUCUUGCGGUCGACACCGUCCGCAACAAACCAGAGCACUGCAGCCACUCUUGACGACCGCCACGAAGACGGUAGAGAACUAAAGGCCAAGGUGCCGGACUACUGCCCCGAGUUUGCGUUUGAAUUUGCAAUCGACGGAAAAGUAACAACAUGGAACUACGAUCAAUACAUGGAGCACAUGCACCUUAUCCAACGCGUGGUAGAAGUCAUCAAAGUCGCCGAAGAUCCCAGCAUCACCGGUGGCGAAGAAAAAGAAAUCGAGUUCGCCUUUCGCAUCACGGGCUGCAAAAAUGUCAAAGUGAUGCAUAUAACGCAUAUAUACUGGGCAUGAGAAACAAAAUGCAGAUGAUUGCUAAUAAACAACGAUCGAUACG
Messenger RNA from Pseudo-nitzschia multistriata, 3147 nucleotides. The record is from the annotation of a GenBank genome assembly. NCBI's taxonomy places the organism in Eukaryota, Bacillariophyta, Bacillariophyceae, Bacillariales, Bacillariaceae.